AUGGGCACGAGCACGCCGUUCAUGCACUAUGGGAACGAAUGGCGCCAGCAACGUAAAUGGUUCCAGUCAGCCUUCCAGUCAAAAAACACGGUUCAGCGCUACCGCCCUUUCCAUCUGCGGGAGGCCCGAAAUUUAUUGUCGCUGUUGUGCGCGACACCCGAUGCUUUCAUGUCGCAUAUCAAGCAGUACGCAGGGGCGCUGAUGAUGGAGGUAGCCUAUGGACAGACUGUAACGUCUUUGGAUGACGAGUUUUUGCAUCUGGCGGACACGGCAAUGACGGCAACCGUUGAGGCAGGAGGUGCAAUGACGACAUUGGUUGACUUCCUCCCCAUCAUCAAGUACUGGCCUACAUGGCUUCCAGGGUCUGGCUUCAGAAUGAACUCGAUGAAGACAGCGAAGAUGCUGAGGAAAAUGUUGGACAUCCCGUACGAAAAAGUGAAGGCGAACGUGGUUGCUGGAUCUGCCAAGCCAUCGCUGAUGGUGUCCAUCCUCGAAGAAAACGUUAAUAUUGAGAGUAUGACUGCCGAGCAUGUGGAAAAUAUGAAAGGGGCUGCGGCUGCGGUAUAUGGUGCUGGUGCAGACACGACCAUCAUGAGUCUAUCGACAUUCAUCCUUGCUAUGGUUUUGCAUCCGGAUAUCUUCCUCAAGGCGCAAGCAGAGGUUGAUCGAGUGAUCGGAGGCUCUCGGUUGCCUGACUUCAAUGAUAGAGAUUCUUUGCCCUAUUUAGAGUGCGUUCUGAAGGAAGUAUAUCGAUGGGGGUGUCCUGUGCCCCUCGGAAUACCCCACAAACUUAUUGAAGACGAUGAGUACUGUGGAUACUACCUACCUGCCGGAUCUACUGUCAUAGCUAACAUCUGGGCUAUGACACGGAAAGCGGAGAGCUAUCCUGACCCCGAACGAUUUUGGCCAGAGCGAUUUGAAAAAGUCGACACCGAGGCAGCCGAUUUGCUCGAUCCGCGCAAACUUAUCUUCGGUUUCGGUCGACGAACCUGCCCCGGCCGCAUUUUGGGUGACAGCAGCGUCUGGAUAGCGGCCGCAAGUAUUCUAGCUACGAUGGACAUUCGCAAGGCACGCAUGGAGACCGGGGAGGAGAUUUUGCCUGAGUUAAAGUUCCUCGCUGGAAUUAUCAGCCACGUCGCUCCCUUCAAGUGUGAUAUACGACUACGCCCCGGAAAAAUUGUACCGCAGAUUGGCAGCAGCGCAUAA
This is a messenger RNA of Fibroporia radiculosa, 1206 nucleotides long. RefSeq lists its product as uncharacterized. Lineage: Eukaryota; Fungi; Basidiomycota; Agaricomycetes; Polyporales; Fibroporiaceae. The transcript has 11 exons. Gene Ontology annotation, molecular function: iron ion binding; heme binding; oxidoreductase activity, acting on paired donors, with incorporation or reduction of molecular oxygen. The record is from RefSeq and is a predicted model, not a curated record. Bases 1 to 1206 code for a protein of 401 amino acids.